Molecule: messenger RNA, 582 nt
Organism: Entrophospora sp. SA101
Lineage: Eukaryota; Fungi; Glomeromycota; Glomeromycetes; Entrophosporales; Entrophosporaceae
Source: the annotation of a GenBank genome assembly
AUGUCUUUAUUUGAAGUUCCUGAUUGGAAUCUUGGAGAGUUAAUAACUCAAAAACCUGAAACCAAUAAAAAUAAUAGUAAACGUAAACAUCGCAAAAAUAAAAUUUCAAAAGACAAGAAAAAGAAAUCAUAUGAUGAAAAGGUGAAAAAUGUAGAUAAAAAAGAAGAAGUCGGUAACAGUAGUAGUAAUAUGAACAAUACCAAAAAGAAGGGCAAAUCAUCACCAUCAUCAAAAAAAAAUGUUUCAUUACAACAAAAAGCCAGGAUGAAUUUAUUAGAAAGCAAAUUUCGAUGGUUGAAUGAACAACUUUAUAAUAAGACAAGUACUUCAGCAUUUGAAUUAUUUAAAAACAAUUCAAAAUUAUUUGAUGAGUAUUUGAAACAAAAACCUAAAAAUUUAAUAGUAGCAGAUUUAGGAUGUGGAGAAGCAAAGAUUGCUAAAGAGGCUCCAAAUAAAAUCCUAUCUUUCGAUUUUGUCGCUAAAAAUGAUAAAAUUAUUGUUUUUAUAUUUUCUUUAUCAUUAAUGGGAACAAAUUAUAUUGAAUUCUUGAAAGAAGCACAUCGUGUAUUAAAACCAAAGUAA